AUGGGAGACGAGGCCGCAAACCCACAAGGAGAGCUCAUGCAGAUGCUUGCCGCGAUGAGACAAGACUUGUUGAACAUGAGGGCAGAGUUUGGCGAACGUGUCGGCCGACUAGAGCAGCCUCCACCUCCUCUCCACCCAGCCGCCGCUCCGGCAGGACCUAGAGCCAGAGUGGGGAACUUACACCCUCAAGGAGGAGACAUGCCUCACCUCGAAGAAGAUCUGCCACCUGACCCGUUACUUAACCAAAACCCGAGAGCUCACGAUCCUCUGAGGAGACAGAAUGCAAGAGGAGAAGAGCAGAGAGAGGGCAAUACUGAGAUUAAACUAACCCCUCCCACUUUUGCAGGAAAAUCAAACCCGGAUAUCUAUCUAGAUUGGGAGAGGAGACUCGAGUACAUCUUUGAGUGCUAUGGCUAUGGAGAUCGCAAGAAGGUCGCCUUAGCAGCUGCCCAGCUCACUGACAAUGCCAUAGCAUGGUGGGAUCGCAAUGUAGCUGAAAGGAGAAGGAAUCGCUUUGCCCCAGUCACCACUUGGCGUGAUAUGAAAUACUUAUUGAGGUCUAGAUAUGUUCCUGAUCAUUAUCACCGUGACUUACAAAAACGUUUUAGAAAGCUUGCGCAGGGAACCAGGACCGUAGACGAGUACUUUGAGGAGUUUGAGAAGCUGAUGAAUCUAUUGGAACUAGAGGAGUCAGAGGAGGCCUUGAUGGCUCAGUUUGUAGACGGAUUGCAAGAGCGCAUAGCCCGUAAGGUAGAGAGAACUCAGUAUAGUGGUAUGCACGAGCUCUUACAUUUGUCUGUGCAGGUAGAACAGCAAAUCAAGCGCAAGAUAACCCUGUCAAACCGGAGCAGAACACCUCAGACUUGGAAUACAAGCAACUCCAAACCACCAGAAGGGAAAGGGAGUGGAGAUCGAAUCUCGCUUCAAGAGCAAGUUUCCUGA
This is a messenger RNA of Microthlaspi erraticum, 942 nucleotides long. The record is from the annotation of a GenBank genome assembly. Lineage: Eukaryota; Viridiplantae; Streptophyta; Magnoliopsida; Brassicales; Brassicaceae.